This is a messenger RNA of Limanda limanda (common dab), 1002 nucleotides long. RefSeq names its product olfactory receptor 8B8-like. The record is from RefSeq and is a predicted model, not a curated record. Gene Ontology annotation, molecular function: G protein-coupled receptor activity; olfactory receptor activity. Gene Ontology annotation, cellular component: membrane. NCBI's taxonomy places the organism in Eukaryota, Metazoa, Chordata, Actinopteri, Pleuronectiformes, Pleuronectidae. The coding region runs from base 4 to 1002 and encodes 332 amino acids. The transcript is spliced from 2 exons. Gene Ontology annotation, biological process: G protein-coupled receptor signaling pathway.
CUCAUGAUGGCCUCAGAGGAGAAAUCUGCUGCCUUGCUCAUCAACGCCACGUUUGUUCGCCCGGUGAACUUCUACAUCAGCGGCUUCUCCAACAUGCCCCACGUCAAGUAUUACUUCGUGUUCCUGUGCUUCGUGUACGUGUUCACCGUGCUGGGGAACGGGCUGCUGCUGUCGGUGAUCUGCCUGGUGAAGAGCCUGCACACGCCCAGGUACAUGAUCGUGUUCAACCUGGCGCUGACGGACCUGUGUGGCAGCACUGCGCUCAUCCCCAAGCUGCUGAGCACCUUCCUGUGGGACCGGAGGCUGGUGGCCUACGAGGCGUGCCUCAGCGAAAUGUUCUUCGUCCUGUUCUUCCUGGGCGUGCAGUCCUGGACCCUGCUCGCCAUGGCCUACGACCGGUUCGUGGCGAUAUGCUUCCCGCUGAGGUACCACCGCCUGGUGACCCUCCCCUCCAGCGGGCUGCUGCUGCUGGGGAUGUGGGCGUUCAUCCUCGGCAUGGUGGCCUUCAUCGUGGGGGCCAUCGAUCGCCUCUCCUUCUGCGGGUCCGUGGUGGUGAAGAGCUUCUUCUGCGACCACGCUCCGGUGUACAAGCUGGCCUGCAACGACAAGUCUAUAAACAACGCCAUGGCCUAUGUCGGCUUCGCCCUGGUGCUCGUCAUCCCUCCGAUCCUGAUCGUGAUCACGUACGUGUGGAUUUCCGUAGCCCUGAGCAGGAUCGCGUCGGUGGAGGAGAGACUCAAAGCGCUGAAGACUUGCACCUCUCACCUCAUCAUCGUGGCGAUUUUCUUUCUGCCGAUUCUGGCCACGAACAUCGCGUCCGUGGCGACGUUCCUCCACCCGAACGCCAGGAUCAUGAACUCCUCUCUGACACAAACCAUACCCGCUUUACUCAACCCCAUAGUUUACUCCCUGAAGACGGAGGAGGUGCUGGUCUCCAUCAAGAAGCUUUACAGGAGACACAGAGUUAGUAAUUUCACCUCGUCCAAAAUCUGUCGACACUAG